Eruca vesicaria subsp. sativa (arugula) is the source of this 665-nucleotide messenger RNA. NCBI's taxonomy places the organism in Eukaryota, Viridiplantae, Streptophyta, Magnoliopsida, Brassicales, Brassicaceae. The record is from the annotation of a GenBank genome assembly.
GUAUAAUAUGGAUUAGGAAAAUUUUAUUUGCCCUUCAAAGGAUAGUCAUUCUCCCUUUACUCCUCUACUCACAAAAUUUUUCCUCAACAAAUCAAGACGCAGAGAGAGAGAAGUGAGAGAAAGUCCAAUUGUUUCUCCUGUAAACUGAAAGCCGACCUUGUGUCUGAAAAUGGCGUUGUGCAGCAAAAUGUCAAGCUGUCUACUGAUUUUGCUGAUUCUUAAUUCAACCCAUUUCAGUCUAAUGGCUAAUGGUAGACCAGAGCCAAACUCGCAUGAAACCACUGAUGGAGGUGAUCAAGACCAGAAGAUGAUGAUGAGAGGUUUGAUAGGAUCAAGUCCACCAAGAUGUGAGAGAGUGAGAUGUCGUUCGUGUGGACACUGUGAAGCAAUACAAGUUCCUACGAAUCCUCAAACAAAGCUUCAUCACUAUCCUUCUUCCUCUGAGAUUAUUAAUCUUGAUUACACCAGAGGAGACGACAGUACUAACUAUAAACCAAUGAGCUGGAAAUGCAAAUGUGGUAACUCCAUCUAUAACCCUUAAAGAAAUUUCUUACUUCUGAUCAACACAUUAUAUUUCUUUGCUUUUUUGGUUCAAAUCCUAAAAUCUGUGUACAUAUAUAUGCUUUAGUUGUAAUCUUCAGAGUUUCUAAAAAUUUCUGCGUUUA